Molecule: messenger RNA, 1753 nt
Organism: Notothenia coriiceps (black rockcod)
Lineage: Eukaryota; Metazoa; Chordata; Actinopteri; Perciformes; Nototheniidae
Gene: gk5
Product: glycerol kinase 5
Exons: 15
Coding region: 449-1753 (434 amino acids)
Biological process (GO): triglyceride metabolic process; glycerol metabolic process; glycerol-3-phosphate biosynthetic process
Cellular component (GO): mitochondrion
Molecular function (GO): phosphotransferase activity, alcohol group as acceptor; kinase activity
Source: RefSeq, a predicted model, not a curated record
CAGAAUCUCCCCCGCCACAUAUUUUCCAGUGUUUGGGCAUCACUGCUGUGAGAAGUGCAAACAUUUGGGAACUAUUGGGUAGCAGCAGGGGAAAGAUGUUAGCAGAGAGAAAACCUUGUUGGAAGUGUUUUCGAAGCAGGUCACCGCUCAAAUGUAUUUUUUCUUAAAGCUAGCUUAGUUACGUUAGCACCUAAACGUGACACGGUUGAGUGCUACUUCAGCGGUGAUGUGUUUCAGCUCUCCACAUGAUCCUACAUUACAAAGACUGACUGAGUAUUACUUUGACUUGCAGAAUAACUUGUAGAUCUGGAUUUCAAAUAAACUGCGGUCCGAAGUUCGGGUUACAGCCUCCCCCACGUCAGCUCCCAGGCUGUAGACAGGGCCAGUGCGAGCUGACUAUGGAGGGUGGUGGACUGGUUUGAGGACAAGCAGGACAAAAGUGUUCACCAUGGGGAGCCACAGGAACGGUUUUACUAAGGAGAGUUUCAUUUUGUCUGUGGAUGUCGGGACUACUUCGAUCAGAUGUCAUGUCUAUGACAAGGAGGCAGAAAUCCGAGGGUCAUGCUCCACCAUGGUGGUUCCCUUGUAUCCAGAGGUAGGACAUGUGGAAAUGGACCCAGAAGCAAUAUGGGAAGGGUUUAUCACUGUGGUCAAGGGAGCUGUGCAAGAUGCAGGAGUUCACAUGCGUCAGAUAGAGGCCCUGGGCAUCUCCACUCAAAGAGGCACUUUCACAACAUGGGACCGGAGAACGGGAAUUCCUUUCCACAACUUCAUCAGCUGGCAGGAUCAGAGAGCUGCAGAUUUGGUGAAGUCCUGGAACAGAUCCUGCACAAUGACGGCCAUCCAGGGCGUGAUGAAGGUGCUCUACUUCUUCACCAGACAGAAACGGUUGCUGUCAGCAAGUCGUCUCGUCUUCUCCCCUCAACAUGUAACCUUCCGCCUCGUCUGGGCCCUCACACACUACAAGCAGGUACGUCAGGCGGCAAGUAAAGGCAACUGCUGCUUUGGAACAAUCGACACCUGGCUGCUGUUCAAACUCACCAAAGGGCAAGUCCAUGCCACAGAUUACUCCAAUGCCAGUGCUACAGGAAUUUUUGACGCCUUCCAGAUGUGUUGGAGUGGCUUUCUCAGCUCUAUGGUUUCUAUACCUCUCUCUAUUUUCCCCAAAGUAGAAAACACUAGCUAUGACUUUGGAUACACAGACCCGUCCAUAUUCGGUCUGCCCAUCCCCAUCAUGUCAGUGAUAGCGGACCAGCAGGCAGCCAUGUUUGGAGAGUGCUGCUUUGAUGUUGGUGAUGUCAAGAUCACCAUGGGAACCGGCACCUUCAUGGACAUCAACACCGGGAAUACACCACAUACAUCGUCGGCAGGUCUGUAUCCUCUGGUGGGAUGGAAGAUCGGCUCAGAGGUGGUGUACCUGGCCGAGGGCAAUGCAGCGGACACAGGCACCGCCAUCAAAUGGGCUCAGGAGCUGGAGCUCUUCUCUGACGUCCAGGAGACCAGCGACAUGGCUUACAGUGUCAGCGACUCAGACGGAGUGUGCUUCGUUCCCUCCUUCAACGGCCUGCAGGCUCCUCUGAAUGAUCCCAAAGCCUGUGCCUCCCUCAUGGGCCUCAAACCCUCCACCACUAAGAGUCAUCUGGUCCGAGCCAUUCUGGAGUCUGUGGCCUUCAGGAACAAGCAGCUAUAUGACACAACCCUGAGGGAAACUCAUAUUCCCAUCACAAAGAUCAGGUGUAGUUUCUUUCCCUAA